AUGUCACAGAACAACUUUCCAGCCUUGGGCAGCAACCCGGGGGAGUUGGAACGCCAAGUGAAAAGUGAGCCAGCAUGGAACGAGCAAAGUGCAAAAAUACCUCAGCAAGGCUAUGGUAUUGAGGCCCAAGCUCAGAUGCCGUUCCCAUCCCAAGUAGUGUCCUCAACACGUCCGAUGGAACUUCCGCCUUCUCAAUUACUUAGCGAAACCUUUCCCGCAGUUGAUCCGACUUUCUCCGGACUCGCAGGUAUUCCUGACAGCUUCCAACCGUCCGCGUUUGACCCCACUGUCUUUGUGCAGAAAGCCAAUGAGCUGAUCAACGCAUCCCUGGAACGAACUCCGGGAGGGACGUCGGUGGUUGAACCCGACUCUAUCCUCGAAGAAUCCGGACGCCUUUACCAUGGAUAUAAUCAGGGCAAAUAUUUUCUGCCUAAUGAUGCCGCAGAGCAGGAUCGACUGGACCUUCAGCAUCAAGUAUACCGGAUCUUGCUGGAUGGCUGGCUUCAUCUUGCUCCGAUGACAACUGUGCCAAAUUUUGUGCUUGACGUCGCUACUGGCACUGGAAUUUGGGCCCAUGAUUUCGACCCUAGAGUCCCGAACUGCGUGUUCCAAAAGGACGACGCGGAUGCAGAAUGGGUCUUCCCUGCGCCUCAUCCGCCCGGCACCCAAUGUGACUUUCCUUGUGAACAUCGCAUCAAGUUCGAUUUCGUUCACCUUCGAAUGGUUGUAACGUGUUUCGAUGACCCCCGUGCGGUUAUGCGGCAGGCAUAUAACAAUAUGGCUCCUGGCGGCUGGAUUGAGUAUCAGGAUUUCAGUUUUGACCUCCAGGCUAGAGGUCUCGAAGGAUCGCCGUGGCAGACAUAUUCCGAAGGUUGUAUUCGGGGGGCCAAAACAAUGGGUCGGGAUUUGUUGAUCCCAAAACAAUACAAGACGUAUCUGGAAGAGGUUGGCUUUGUGGAUGUUGAGAAGCGGCAUUUGGUCUUGCCUAACAACCCUUGGCCGAAGGAUCGCAGGCUUAGAAAGGCAGGCUUGUAUUCCUUACAGAAUACGUUGGAGGGAUUACGAGGCGUCGGUUACAAAAUGUUGCGUUUUGCUGGCUAUUCACCUGAGGAAACAGAGACUAUUAUUAGCGAAGCCGGAGACUUCAUUAGAGACUGCCGGAACCAACCCUGGGUACCAGUGCAUAUCGUCUACGGCCGAAAGCCAUUGGUUUGA
Neoarthrinium moseri is the source of this 1215-nucleotide messenger RNA. RefSeq lists its product as uncharacterized. The record is from RefSeq and is a predicted model, not a curated record. Gene Ontology annotation, molecular function: methyltransferase activity. The coding region runs from base 1 to 1215 and encodes 404 amino acids. NCBI's taxonomy places the organism in Eukaryota, Fungi, Ascomycota, Sordariomycetes, Amphisphaeriales, Apiosporaceae. The transcript is spliced from 8 exons.